AUGGAGAAUUAUACUAGAACAACAGUUACUGAAUUCUUUCUUCGCGGAUUCCCCACUCUCCUGGAGAUGCAGAUACUCCUUUUUGCAUUUUUUUUAGUUGCUUACAUCCUCACUGUAUCAGAGAAUGUAAUAAUUAUUGUUAUAAUACAACUGAAUUCCAAACUCAAGAAGCCUAUGUAUUAUUUCCUUAGUAACCUGGCAUGCUUAGAAAUCUUUUAUAUCUCAGUCACUGUUCCCAAUUUGUUAGUUAAUGUUCUUAGGGAGAGUAAGACCAUUUCUUUCAAUGGAUGUAUUACUCAGCUCUAUCUUUUUAUCUCACUUAUGUGCACAGAGUGUGUUCUGCUAGCUGUUAUGGCAUUUGACCGAUAUGUUGCCGUUUGUCAUCCAUUGCGUUAUGCAACUAUCAUGCACUAUAACUUCUGCCUACAGUUAUCAGCACUUUCUUGGAUAGCUGGGUUCUCCAUCAGCCUGAUAAAGAUUUAUUUUAUAUCUAGGUUAUCAUUUUGUGGUCCCAACAUUAUUAAUCAUUUUUUCUGUGACAUUUCUCCAGUUCUGAACCUUGCAUGUAUAGAUAUGUCUGAAGCCGAAAUGGUAGAUUUCAUUUUAGCUCUGGUGAUUCUCCUUGUGCCUCUUCUUGUGACUGUUGUGUCAUAUCUUUAUAUCAUUCAUGCCAUUUUAAAAAUAUCAUCCAUCAAAGGGAAAAAGAAGGCCUUCUCUACCUGUGCUUCCCACCUUACCGUGGUGAUAAUAUUCUUUUCAACAACACUCUUCAUGUAUGCUCGACCCAAAAAGGCUAAGUCUGUGGAUGGAAACAAAUUAAUUUCACUAUUUUAUGCUGUGUUCACACCAAUGAUAAACCCUUUUAUUUACUGUCUUAAAAACAAAGAGGUACGUGCUUCCAUUAAAAAAUACUUUUGUUGUAAGUAA
Bombina bombina (fire-bellied toad) is the source of this 927-nucleotide messenger RNA. RefSeq names its product olfactory receptor 6B1-like. Gene Ontology annotation, cellular component: membrane. Gene Ontology annotation, biological process: G protein-coupled receptor signaling pathway. Gene Ontology annotation, molecular function: olfactory receptor activity; G protein-coupled receptor activity. The record is from RefSeq and is a predicted model, not a curated record. The coding region runs from base 1 to 927 and encodes 308 amino acids. The transcript has a single exon. NCBI's taxonomy places the organism in Eukaryota, Metazoa, Chordata, Amphibia, Anura, Bombinatoridae.